AGCGUCUGGGGACACUUCUCUUUAGUUCACUUGAUAGGUCAGGUAUUUGUGGUGUCUGUUUUUACAAGGUACCCAGGAAGAACAAGGCAAGUGAUGCAAAUGACAAUUUAAAUAUUAGAAAAUAAAGUUAGAUUCUAAGCUUCAAAUGAUGUUUGUCCAGUGGUUUUUUGAUCUAGUACACCAGAAAUUAGUUGGGGAAUAAAAGAUAAAUACAAUAAAUAAAUGUUCCUUAGGAAUUGGAUAACCUUGAUCUAACCUUUUUUUCAUGCAAAUGAUCUUUCUAGGAAAAAUGUUCAACAUGUUUUGUAAAUAUUCAUAAAAUCUGUCUACCUGGGAGACAGGAGGAUGCAAAGUGUCUUUUUUGCAAAGAAAAAAGCUCAGGAGAAAGAGAGGACGAACCUGAGGGACAAGACAGAUCAGGAGAAAGAGAGGACGAAACUGAGGGACAAGACAGAUCAGGAGAAAAAGAGGAUGAACCUGAGACACAAGACAGAUCAGAAGAAAAAGAGGGAUGAACCUGAGGGACAAGACAGAUCAGGAGAAAAAGAGGAUGAACCUGAGACACAAGACAGAUCAGGAGAAAAAGAGGAUGAACCUGAGGGACAAGACAGAUCAGGAGAAAAAGAGGAUGAACCUGAGACACAAGACAGAUCAGGAGAAAAAGAGGAUGAACCUGAGACACAAGACAGAUCAGAAGAAAAAGAGGAUGAACCUGAGGGACAAGACAGAUCAGGAGAAAAAGAGGAUGAACCUGAGACACAAGACAGAUCAGGAGAAAAAGAGGAUGAACCUGAGACACAAGACAGAUCAGGAGAAAGAGAGGAUGAACCUGAGGGACAAGACAGCUCAGGAGGAAGCAACCAAAAUGAAGGAAUUCAGGAAGAAAGCAGCUCGGGACUUAACCAAGUUCAAGGGGGAUUCCUGGUGGAAAGUGUUUUAAAAGUUUCAGACUCUCAUCAAGCAAAAAGAUACCUGGUCACAUCAGAUGAACUACAGAGGAGGUGCUCUCCCCCAGAGAGUUACUCUGCAAACACUGUAGUGGCUUAUCUACGGAAGGCCAAGGGACAAAAAAAGAAAAUUACAGAGACGCUGGCAGAGUUGGAGGUGAACCCCUCAAAGCGCACAAAGUUAACUUCACAGUGCUCCAAACUUUGUGAAGAUGAAUGCAAGGAUCUGGCUGGGGACGUAAUGUUUCUUGCCACAAAAUUCAUCCCCCAGAAAAGGGUGGGUGAAGCCUUACUAGAAGAGGGGAAUGUCCAUGCUGCCAUCGUCAAAACCGAAGACUGCAGGAAGACAUUGAAAGAAGUAAAGGCUGCUCUAGAGAAAAAUUGGGACACAUUUGACCUGGCAACACAUGGUCUUGGUCCUGCCGUAAUAAAUGGCACUUUUUCGUUGAUAGAUGCGUGUCUUAAGGAAAAGAUGAGAGCACUGAAAAAAAAAGACUCCACAGAUGAGUAAGGUUCCCCCACUUUAUUUUGUUUACUUGUAUUGUUUCAAACUCUUGUUUCUUGAUGUUCAGCUGUACAAAAAAAAAUUAAUAAAACAUUACAAAGAA
Messenger RNA from Megalobrama amblycephala (Wuchang bream), 1555 nucleotides. RefSeq names its product protein IWS1 homolog. Lineage: Eukaryota; Metazoa; Chordata; Actinopteri; Cypriniformes; Xenocyprididae. The transcript is spliced from 7 exons. The coding region runs from base 346 to 1458 and encodes 370 amino acids. The record is from RefSeq and is a predicted model, not a curated record.